CGGAAAUCUCGUUCUACCGGAAGUUCCGCCCUACCUUAGCUGAAGUUUGCGGUGGACGGUGCGCCAGAGGGACACAUCGAUGUGUGAGGUGAACUUGAAUCACUUUCGUCGCUGAGCCCGUGCCCACCAUAUCAUCAAGAGAUUUCAGCUUCUGCACCCUGCUUUGUAUGUCCCUCCCGUAUAAGGACGUGCCUGCCAGCCCACAGUUUCUUCGGCUUGGGAGAUCACGCUCGCCAUUCUCACCGAUGGUGACAGACUUCGAAGCCCCCCAGGCAGAGUCCGCUGGGUGCCCGGAAGCCUGCCUUGCGUCGUUCCCCGCCGAGAUUGGCUGGCGUGGGCGGGUGUAUGGGCGUACGUCACAGGAACGGUCCGAAGCGCCCACAUCCCUUCUGCGACUUCUUAACAGCCAUCCGCUGGUAACCUCGAAAACUUUUUUCCCUCCCGCAACACCUGGUGCGAGGGGGUGGGAGCAGAAAUCCUUAUUGUGGAUGCAAGAAACGGCAUGGACUCUGGAAACUGAAAUAAAGACUGUAAAAAGGGAAAAUGAGCCUAAACUCACACUUUCUGAAGAAAUUUAUAGCACACUAGAUGAUUUGUUAGGUGAUGUCAACAAUGGAAAUUAUUCACAGGAUGUGCUAAUGGGGCCCAUUGACACCAGCAUUUCUUCCUUCAGACAAUGUGAACCCAUUUGCAAAUUUCAUCAGACAAAAACAUUUAAUGAUGAAAUGAUAAAAUUUCAAAAUCUGACAGAUGGCAUUCCUUACACAGAGAAAUCAGAAAUGCAAAGUCAUGUAUAUAAUUAUGCAAAAGACAACAAUAUGAAGAAAGAUUCAGUUAAGGAAGAAAAUUCAGUGGAAACUAGCACUUCCACCAAUGAAGACCAACUUGCUCCUGAAUGUGUCAGGCAACCUCCUAGAAGUCCUCUUGGAAUCCACUGCAGUAGAGAGACACUGAAAUUCAUGGACAUGUCACUGGCUAAAAAUACUGCCGAGGACUCUGCCCUCAACCCUAAUCAACCUGAAAGCUUCUUGUGUAAUGAAUGUGUAUACAGUGAUGUUGAAAACUCAUUUUAUAAAGAGAAUAGCUUUAACCAGUAUGAUCCAAGUGCUAAUUAUAAAACAGAGGAGGUUGCAGUUUCUUCAAAAGGGAUACAGAAUUCUGGGGAGAUUCCUGAGAUGUCAGUCAGUCACCAAAAGGAAGUCGCAGUGGAGGACAUGGAGGGUCUAGAGAUUGUGUCAACUUGUUCUCCUGCAGGCAUUGCUUGGAGUGGUGGGGCAUCUUGGGAGGAUUGUGAGAUACCUGAGGCAGAGCAAAGCUUGGAAAACUUACAGCCUCUGGAAGAGGAUAUGGCUUUAAAUGAAGUCUUACAGAAAUUAAAACAUACUAACAAAAAGCAGCAAACUCUGAUCCAAAACCUACAGUGUACAAACAUGUAUUUAGAGAAGAAAGUUGAAGAAUUACUGGCGAAGACUAACAAGCAGCAGGUGUUGGUUGAUAUUAUAAAUAAGCUAAAGGAAAAUGUCGAAGCAUUAAUUGAAGACAAAUACAGAGUAAUGAUAGAGAAAAGUGAAACUGACAAGACAUUGCAGAAUUUACAUGACAUUUUAACUAACACCCAAAAACAUCUUCAGGAAUCUAGAAAAGAAAAGGAAAUCUUACAGAUAGAGCUUAAGAGGAUCAAGGAAAAUUAUGUUUGUCUACAGGAAAGGUACGUAACUGAAAUGCAACAAAAAAAUGAAACUGUUAGUCAGUACAUAGAGAUGGGCAAAGCCUUAAGCAAGAAAGAAGAAGAGGUAGAGAGACUACAGCAACUCAAAGGAGAAUUGGAAAAUGCCACCACUUCUGCUUUGGACUUACUGAAAAGGGAAAAAGAGUCCCGAGAACAAGAGUUCCUGUCUUUACAGGAGGAAUUUCAGAAACGUGAAAAGGAAAACCUAGAAGAAAGACAGGAACUGAAAUGUAGACUUGAGAAAUUAGUAGCUCAAUUUAAAAAUGUGCAAUUUGUAUCUGAAAGUGAAAGGGCCAAGAAUACAAAGCUUCAGCAGAAGAUCAAUGAAGUAAAAAAUGAAAAUGCAAAACUUCAGCAGCAGGUUGCAAGGAGCGAGGAGCAAAAUUAUGCCCCUAAAUUUGAGAUAGCUCAGCUAAAGGAGCACUUAGAGGAAGUAAUGAAAUCAAAUACCUCAAAGGAUGCAAAGAUGAUACAUUCUAAUUUGUUCCUGAAUUACUCACCUUAUGAAGAAGAGAGCCUGAAUCCCCCAGAUGUGAAAAGGACUUUCCAGCCGGCCUUCAAAAUUCACAAUCUUAUGGCUCUGAUGACAAGACUUCUCACAUGCCAGGACAUCAGCAAUCUUACUGCUGAACAUUUCAAAGAAAGUGAGAAAGUUAGUGAUACAAUGCUGCAAAAAUUGAAGAGUUUCCAUCUUAAAAAGAAAAAUUUAGAUGAAGAGCUACAGAAACAUAAAGAUAGAAUUGCAACUUUUAGAGAGUUAAUUGCUAAUGAAAAAGCAUUCCAAGAUCAGGUGAUUGACGUUACAGACUUCGAUUCAAAUGAAGCCAAGAGUGUGAAUUCAAAUGAAGUCAGAGAUGUGCCUACCUUAUUGGGAGCCAAACUGGAUAAGUACCACAGUCUAAAUGAAGAGCUUAAUAUCUUGAUUGCAAAAUUGGGAAAUCUUCUUGAGUCAAAAGAAGGCCACUGUACCAGACUCAUUGAAGAAAAUGACAAGUAUCAAAGACAUUUGGGCAAUUUAAUAAAUAAGCUUAUUUAUUCAAGGUUACAUCAUAUGAAGAAAUUAUCGAAUGUGCGGAUCAGCGGCUCAAGAGAUCUCACUCCCAGAUUGCACAACUACUAGAAAGAAGAAAAAUGUGAAGUUUUAUAAAUUAAGACCAUUCUUCAAUCAUACAGUUAGUCUGCUGAAUAUCUGGACUAUCUGAAUCACCAGAUUUUCAUCUUCCUUUCUCAGAGAUCUCUUUGAUUUAGGGAAAGAGGAGCAGGGGAUAAAGGAAUUAGUGAGAAAUAUCCAAAAAGUUUGGAGGAUAUUGCUAUAGUAUUCAAGUAAAAUAACCUUGAAAUGCUUAGGAUUUAUUCACAAAAAAUUUUUGAAUGUACACCAAAUGAACUAUACAUACAUAUAUCAAGUACCAAAUUAAACUUUCUCAUUAAAAUGAGAUUUAGCUUGAAACACUCCCAAAUUGGUGUUUUUAAAUUCUGCAGUUUUCCCACUCAUUUAUUAUCCUCAUUUCUCAUUCUCAUUUCUCAUAUGCUUCUUCCUUCAUCCUUCCUCCAAUUUUAUUUACACUGUGCUGGCUAUCUCUAGAGCUUAAGCACUUCCAACCCUGCUGUAAUGAGUUAGCCCUAUAGAAAUAUGAACUUUCUAUAGGGUUCAUUCAUUACCACAUAAUUGAAAGACAGCAUAGGUAUUUGUACUUUGAAAAGUUUGCUUUUGUUUUUCACUAGUGUUUGUAAGCAGAAUGAAUAAU
This is a messenger RNA of Phyllostomus discolor (pale spear-nosed bat), 3477 nucleotides long. It is a transcript of the gene CAGE1, whose product is annotated as cancer antigen 1. The record is from RefSeq and is a predicted model, not a curated record. The transcript is spliced from 11 exons. Lineage: Eukaryota; Metazoa; Chordata; Mammalia; Chiroptera; Phyllostomidae. Bases 168 to 2849 code for a protein of 893 amino acids.